AGGUAAAAAGCUGUCAAGUGAAAUAUGUUUCAACGCCUACAUAUGUUGUCAUAGUUGCAACACUAAAUAUACCUUGCAUCGCGAUGCGAAUGUCAAAGGCAGAACUCAAAGCCUGGAAGAAAAAAAAAGUGUUGUUUUAUUGAAAACAUGGCGAAUUUCAGCUAAAAGAGCAGGUGCAAUCACAAACUAUUCGAUUCUGGAAUUAAUUGCCAGGCAGCAGUGCAUAGAAAUUAAGGGUGCAUCAAAAUUGACGCGUGUUAAAUGCAAACAAGAAAAUUCCAACACAGACCUUGAGUGGUAGCACACAUACACAUCUGGCAAACACACACACACACACAUCUUGAUAAACGGGGCCCAGUCGAAAACGUCAUACACAUAUUCGCCGUCCCGCCCGCACGCUGCUUUAAGCCAAAUUAGCAGACUUUUUCAAGCAGGAAGUCCGGUCCGAGGAUCCAACCACGACGACAGCUGCAAAAUGGUAAACGUGCCGCCCCUGCUGUGCAGCACGCCGCCACCGAUCGAUUUUGGCGAGGACGACGACGACUCCGGGCUGCAGUCGACGAUCAACUUGGACGACGGUGACGAAUACCCCGACGAUGACUUUCGCUUAGUCACCAGCCGCUCAACGGGGCUCGAAGCGGGGCUCAAUGCAAAAGAAGCACAGUCACAGUCACAGCCAGAACCCCAACACCAAUCCGUAGCCAUAUCAGCGUACAGUGAACGGCCGCCCGAUCUGGAACUGAUUGAGAAUUGUGAGAUUAGCAAACCAUCUGUAGACGCCAUUAAGCAAACUGUGGAGGCUUUCAAUUACCAAGUGAAACAGUCGCAAUCGCUUGAGGGGUACGACGGUUAUCAGGAAACGCCCCCGCCCCUGGCAGAUGAGUUGGAGGAAUCCGAAGAAGUGGAGGAAGAGGAAGCCAAUAUAAAUGACAACGUGCCGUCCCUUAAAUUGGACAGCCUGAGUCUGUAUUCCACGGAAAGUGUCUCGGCCUCGUCCACACUGUCGCCCGUUGCAGAUGCCGACGAGGAGAUGCCGCCACCACCAACGACUACGACGACAACCACAACCACAACCAAAGCACCUGCACUUGCACCUGUCCUCAGCCAUCAAGUCACGCUGGAGGAUGUGUCCGAUGACAGCGACGAGGAGUGUUCGCCAAAGAAACCCAAAGAACUAUUUAUACGCGAGGGAGCCGAAGAUUUCUUUGCCAUUGAAGUACUGGCCACACCCCCAGCCACAGCCACACUGACCUCCACCCAGACCCAGUCCCAGUCCUCCUUCUCCCAGUUGGAAAAGCCAGCAGCGGAUGCAGAUUUAUUUAAUUUUGCUGAUAGUUUUGAAGAGGCGACAGCACAGUCCUCUGUUCGGAAGGAUGUCAUCCAAGAGCAGCAGCAGCAGCAGCAACAAACGAAUGAUGAGGACGAAUUUUAUGACUUUGGCGACUUUGAUGAUUUUUCGGCUGUGCCCACGCCAACAGUGGAAGCUAUGCCACCGCCAGUUCAGCAGAGAAAAGAUUCCCUGGAGGCUGCUCCUCCAGCAACUGCUGCAGAUGAUGGCUUCGAUGAUUUUCAAGAGUUUGCCACUCCCCCAGAAGGUGAUGCCGACGAUGACGAUGACUUUGGUGACUUCUCAGAGCCCCUCACAGCACCCAUACCCAUAGCCGUAGCCGUGCCUCCGCCACCGCCGCCUGCAGCAGUCCACCUGAGCAUUGAUGAGCGCAUCAAGCCAGUCCUAGAGCUAAUGUUUCCCCUGUCCCAGGAGAGCAGUGCCGCGAAUGAGGCCAAACGGCGGCCCCUGGCCCAGUGUCAGACCUUCAAUUUUGGUGCCAUCGAGCAGGCGCAGGCCCUGGACUAUCAGUGGACCAGCUCGGAGAUGAGGCACUCCCUAGUGCGGUCCCUGGGCAUCGAUUCAAGAAAUAUACUCUUUGGGGACAAGUGGAAUGCUUCCAUGCCGCGCUUCGCUGCCAAUCUGAGCUUCGAUCCUCUGAAGCCGCUCAAGCCGCUGGAGGCCACGCCCCUGAACAGCCAGCAGUCAGUGGGAUUGGAGGCAACAACAGCAACAGCCACCGCAGCAGCACAAACGGGCCAAACUGAAGCGCGGGCUGGCCCGUCUAAUGGGGAAAAGUGUGUCGUCGCCAGCAGCACCGAAACCACCAACUUUGACCAGGGCAACGUUAACCCAGACAUUAAUAGCGACCGCCUUGAGUCCACAGCAGCGCCACCAGCAGCAGUUGCUGCUGCAGCAGCAGCGACGCUAUCGACUGCUCUAUCAGCAAACGGCUAUGGCCACAACCUCAACGGCAGUGAGCAGCUGCAUCAGCAGCAACAGCAACAGCAGCAGCAGCAGCUGCAACAGCAACCACACCAGCAGCAGUUUGAUUUGAGAGCAACCUCAACGCCAUCUCCACCUCCAGUUUCAGCUCCAGCAGUGGCGCUAGAGGAGCUCAAAGGAAGCAGCACCACCAGUACUCCCACUGGCUUUGCGAUGCCACUGAAGGAGACCCAUAUUUACACACCCUCGAAAUCAGAUACGGCUGUGGCAAGGACCACAACGCUAGCGCCCAUUGAUUUCGACUACGAGAUCGCGGCCACUGGCAUCAUCAUUGAUGAGACGGUGGUCAAGAAGGAGUACCGCGAUGUGGAGUACAAACCGCCGCCAUUUGGCCUGGACUCGCCCAGCAGAUUGCCCAGCAGCAACGGAACGAGCAGCUUUGAGCUUCCGACGACAGUGAACCCAAUGGCGGAGGAUGAUGAUUUCAGUGACUUCCAGUCGAUGCCAGCGAGAACGCAAGCCUCGCUACAGCCGCCAAGGAACGGGACGCCCACGUUUGGCGAACAAAUGAUACUCUGCCCGGCCAUAUUGCUGCCACAGGCCAUUCCCCUGGCCAAAACCACCAUAGAGUGGGGCGACAAUGCUCUGUCCAGCAUCAAUGCUGAGGAAAUGGCCCGCAUUGAAGAUCUGUUCUCGGCACAGUCCAAGCCCCCGACGAUAAGUGCAACGGUUGCCAAGCAGCCGCCCCAGCAACAGCAGCAGAACCAGCAGAAACAGGAGGAUGAUGAGUGGUCGGACUUUGUGUCGGUGCCUGUGCCCCAGCAGCAGCAGCAUCCACAGCAGAAACAGUCUUUUAGCAAUAAUAACAAUAUCAACAGCUUGAAGAAGCCCCCAUCUGGGACUGGGUCUGGGCCUGGGCCGAAAGAGGAUGAUUGGUCCGAUUUUGUGAGCAGCACUCCUCUGGCGGCCCGACCAUCGGCUCCACAGUUUAAUUCCGGGGCCUGGCAGAGCGCCAAUUUCUACAACAAUCCACUCAGUCUCUAUCAGCACCAGAAGCAGACGCAUGCCCACAGCAAUCUGGUGCCCAAAUAUCAGCACAGCGGCAGUGCCUCAACCAACCACAAUAACAAUAACAACAACAACAACAAUGUGCCAGCCAGGCCGCAGCAGAUCCACAUAAUGCACGACUUCUCCACGGCGCCCUCGACAACGGGCGCGGGCUCGUUGGCAGCCGGAGCCACCUAUCAGCAGCACCAUCAGCGGCAGCAAUUCCAGAUAGGCAAUGCCAAGGUGGCACCGCUCAUAUCCGUCAUACCCGAUCUGAGCUUUGUGGCCCCGGCCUUGCCCACAAAUGGGGGGGCCUUUAUGGGAUCGCUGCCGAAGCCCAGUUUCGGUGGCAAGAAAUGACAAAUGCUGCGCGGAGGGAAACAUCAUCUGAAUCCCCAACAGAAGCAGCAGCAACAGUCGUUGAGACCGCGUCCCCCGGCCGGAGAGGCCAGCAUCCUCACGUAGAGAUGCCUGCGGAUGGCCCGUGGAGAUAGUCAGUAUUAUGAAUCCGUCUGAUAAUUACCAUACACCGUACCAUACCGUAACGUCGUAUAUAUAAUAUCUGCCAACUGCAAUUGGAAGAUUACGAAAGAAAUUAGCAGCAGAAAAAAGUGUUUAAUGUUGUCGUUGAAGUUAUUGUUGUUGAUGUUGUUGUUAGGCGUUCUAGGAACAGGCACCACUCAGGCACUCCGUUCUCACUCAGUUCCCCUCCGAAGAUCGAGGAAACCCAACUCCAGUUCUGGUUCUUGCCCCCCCAGAUCGUUCUUGUGCAAUAUUUUUGAGCCGAUACUAAUUAAAAUAUAGAUAUUUUUAAAGGGAAAAAAAUUAGAUGUAAAAACUAGAGAUUUUAUAUGAUUUUUGUCAAGCCAGGACCCCUCCAGAGCCAGGAGCAGACUCCCGCAGUUUGAGAGCAUUCCAGAGAAAAGAAAACUUCCCUUUGCGACUUCCUUCCUAAUCCAACAGAAUACUCCAAGAAGUCCGAAUGAAGAAGAAACCCCAACCAACCCGCCUGAUGCGAACUUUUCUACCACUAAACAAUAUAUCGUGUACUUAAGAGAUGAGAGAAAACUAAAAAGUAAACCUAAAACCUAGGCAUAGGCUAGCAAUGUAACGAUAAUAGAUAUUAGCAGAUAGCAGAUAGCAUAUAGAAGAUAGCAGAUAGAGAUAUAGUAUCUCGUGCAUUCCAUUCCCAGAGUGUGUGCAGAUGUCUACUCGCCCAUGAUGAUCUCCAGAAAACGCGCGCAUUCGAAGGCAGAGAUGCAACCCCAAUCCGCUCCAGUUUUUUUCGUUUUUUUUAAUAUAAUUUUUGUUUGUUUUUCUCGUGUUAAAGUGUUUUUACCAUUUUUAUUUAUUUUACUUUAUGUUAUGCUUUUCUUUAAGUCGAGUGUGUGAGAGUGUUUGUGUGUGUGUAUGUGGAAAUUAUAAACAAUUAUUAACUAGAACUAAGUGUGUGUGUGUGUGCUUGGAUGUAAAUUAUACUUAAGUGUAUGUAAAUUACAAAUAGAUUGUGUUUCGUGUGUGUGUGUUUUUAUUUUGCUAAGUCAAUAAAAUAUAUAGGGCUAAAACAAGAGUA
Molecule: messenger RNA, 4892 nt
Organism: Drosophila miranda
Lineage: Eukaryota; Metazoa; Arthropoda; Insecta; Diptera; Drosophilidae
Gene: Afti
Exons: 4
Coding region: 476-3679 (1067 amino acids)
Biological process (GO): intracellular transport
Cellular component (GO): trans-Golgi network membrane; AP-1 adaptor complex
Molecular function (GO): clathrin binding
Source: RefSeq, a predicted model, not a curated record